This is a messenger RNA of Mustela lutreola (European mink), 3787 nucleotides long. RefSeq names its product RAP2C, member of RAS oncogene family (gene RAP2C). The record is from RefSeq and is a predicted model, not a curated record. Lineage: Eukaryota; Metazoa; Chordata; Mammalia; Carnivora; Mustelidae. Gene Ontology annotation, molecular function: GTPase activity; GTP binding; GDP binding. The transcript has 5 exons. Gene Ontology annotation, cellular component: plasma membrane. Gene Ontology annotation, biological process: negative regulation of cell migration; Rap protein signal transduction. Bases 710 to 1261 code for a protein of 183 amino acids.
CCUCAGAUAUCAGGCGGGACUCGGGCCAGCUGGAGGCAGACCUGGGGACUUCGCUGGACGGAUUGCAGCAGCCCUAAGUCGAGGAGAAAUUGAACUAAACUGUCCUUUGGAUACUGACUAUGAAGGAUGACCGUUAAAACAAACUUUAUCGUGGAAGAGCCAGCCAUGCCAGCUGCCGCGUACAGAUAAUGAAAGAUUAAAAGCAGCCGGACGACGCCCGCGGGAGCCGCGGCCCAGAGACCCGCCCGGGCGGCAGUGACUGGAGCCGAGCCCACAGGCCCGGGCCGGCCCGGCGGCGCGAGCAGGAAGCGGGGUCCCUGGGCCCCUUUGUGUGUGCAGGGCGGGGGAGGGGUGCCGGGCCGCCCCUGGCCGCGGGGGGCUCCCGUUCCGCGGCCCCCACCGCUUCCCUCGGGGGCGCGGCGCGUCUCCCCACCCCGCCUCUCCAGGCUUGCCCUCCUCCCCACGCCCCCUGCCUGGGCUUCGGUUCCUAUAGGAAGGGCAUCACCACCUCAUCCCCACCCACCCGACACUUGGCUCAUUCCCCUCCCCCUCCUCUAACUUCCUCUUCUUCCCCCGUUGGGCCCUCGGCCUCUCCGCACUGUCCUCCCCAGUUCGCCGAUUUCCGCCCACCUUCCGCCUCCCCGAGCCGCCGCGGCUAGCGGGGUGUUCUUUUCCCUCCCUCUGGUAGGAGUUGCUGAAGGUGAGACUCAUGAGGGAAUACAAGGUAGUGGUGUUAGGGAGCGGAGGGGUUGGCAAAUCUGCCCUUACUGUGCAGUUUGUCACUGGGACUUUCAUUGAGAAAUAUGACCCCACCAUUGAAGAUUUCUACCGCAAAGAGAUCGAAGUGGACUCUUCCCCCUCCGUGCUGGAAAUUCUGGACACCGCAGGAACUGAGCAGUUUGCCUCCAUGAGAGAUCUCUACAUCAAAAACGGCCAAGGUUUCAUCCUGGUUUAUAGCCUGGUUAAUCAACAGUCUUUCCAGGAUAUCAAGCCCAUGAGAGAUCAGAUUGUCAGAGUGAAGAGAUAUGAAAAAGUCCCACUAAUCCUAGUAGGAAAUAAAGUGGAUCUGGAACCAGAAAGAGAGGUUAUGUCUUCAGAAGGCAGAGCUCUGGCUCAAGAAUGGGGCUGCCCUUUCAUGGAAACAUCGGCAAAAAGUAAAUCAAUGGUGGAUGAACUUUUUGCUGAGAUCGUCAGGCAAAUGAACUAUUCAUCCCUGCCCGAGAAGCAAGAUCAGUGUUGUACAACUUGCGUUGUCCAGUAAAAAAAAGAACCUCAAUCAUGGCCAUACCGAGCAGAUAAAACUCAGAGGAAAUUUGCACAGAUGCUGCUUUGGAGAACUUACAACCUGGGUUGCAGAACUGAGCCUUGGUAAACCUGUCUCUAUUACAGCAUGUUGCCAUACAUCUAAUUCAGUGCAUAAGGUCCUUGGCCUUCAAGAUCCAUUGACCUUAAACGGGAAUGCUUAGCACGUUUACCAUAUGUUUAAAAUCUGUUCUUUAUCAAUCAGUCCUUUUGUAGCUUUCUAAGUUCUUAUUGAUGGCUAAUAUGCAAGAAUUAAUUUUUAAUAUUUUAAUUGAUUUCUUUAAUCAGUUUCUCAACUUGUAUUUAUUAAAUACUCAAACUCAGUAUUACCUACUCAAUGCCUUUUAAAAGAAAGUUAUAAUGGAGAAAAAAAAUUGAGCCUUAAACAAAUGGUUACUUCUGUAUAUUACCUCGCACCAGUGCUUCAUUCUAUUUGUAAAAUCUUUCUCCUUUAAAUGGUUGGUUAAUACUUUGAGACUUUGUUUACGUGUGGCAGUGUUGUAAAAAGAAACUAAAGAUCACGUUUUUACCCUGAUGGAUGGAAUAUCCCUUUUCUUCAAGUGCAGUUUGUGAUGUGUUUCUGUAAUUAACAUGUUCUGAAAGUUCCAAAUGAUAUUUGAAAUUGACGGUAGAGCAUUUAGCUGAAGAGUUAAGCAUUUGAUUCCAUUAGGUUUUCACAUGUGUUAAUCUCAUUUACAGCAUCGAAUUGCAGCAGUAACAUUUUCCUUUCUGUGAAGUUCUAAAUUUAGUUAUGACCUACUUAGCAAUGCCUUUGAAAAGGGAUAUUGUAUCCAUGGUAAAUUAAUUGUAUACCUAAACAGAGAUCGCUCAGCUUUGCCUGUCAGGCUUGUAAUUGACAUCUAGUAGACUUCUGCACAUGUAAAAUUGAAUUCAAAUAAAAUCAUAUACGCUUUCUAGUUCUUAAUAUUUGUCUUUCUGGAUAAUAGUUUAAAGCAAUAUUUGUUAAAGUUUUCUUGCACUAUCACAAUUGCUUUUUAGUUAUUUCUCAAGAAGCAUGUUCGUAGUAGAGACAAAAAUCUGUGUAACAGGAGAGGAUAGCGCCAAGUCUCUGGGCUUUUUUGUUUGUUUGUUUUUUGGAUUUUUUUUUUUUUUUCCAAAUGUGCUUCUAAUAGCCAUUGCCUUCCAUGUUGUUUACCUAAUCAGCACAUUUUGUCUGAAUACUUGAACAUUUUAACAAUAACACAGGUAUAGAAACAGAAAGGAAACUUGUAAUCUUUGGGUUCAGUUUUAACAUCUUGACAACAAGCGCUUUUUCUAGCAACAACUUUAAAAUUUUGUAAGUUUGACAGUAUUUUCUCGUUGGGUUUUUAUUUGGUUUAUUUGCGUGCUUUUAAUUUGCAGAAGUUAGUAACUGCAGCUCACCUACUGCACCAAAGUUCUCGAUUUCAGGAGCCCAGCUUUAGUCAUUUGAACAUGCUUCUAAAUAAAACAAAACAAAAAACCAAAACUAUACUUUUGAUCUAUAAUAAUAGCUCAAAAACUUUGUCAAGGAAAGCUCUAAUAUAUGCAGUGAUGGUUUAUGGAAGGGUGUGGCAAUUUAAAUUUAUAUUGUGUGUGAUGUUCAAAUAAAGUGAUAUCUACAUUCAUGUGAUUUAUUGGUCAGCAUGACCAUUAAUUAUUAUGUAGAUAUUGAUUAAACUUUGAUUUCCUUUUUUAAAAUUGUGUUGCAUUUGAUUCCUGAUCAGAUUCCCUCAAGGUGAACCCUUGAUCUGAGAUUUUGGAUUUUAUAGUGAGAUCGUAAGGGUGGAGGCAGUUGAAACAUUGUUCCUUAUUUACAGACCACUUGAAAUGAAUACCUAAUUUAAGUUUGCACUUUAAUACCAAACUUAAAAACCAAACAGUUGGUACAGAGUAGGUUAAGUGGUCAUGGUUCAUCUUUAUUAGCUGUGCAAAAUUCUAAAGGAAUCAAAUAAUUCAUGAUGAUUUAAAAAUUUUCUGCAGAUGAUUUUUUUAUAUAUACAGUGUUUCUUUCCUAUGGAUAGUUCCCCCCUGCCCCCAGGAUUGAUCUCAGCAGCAAAUUUAACCUGAAUUCACUUAGGAUCACAGGAAUCAGGGGAAAGUGAUAUAAAGGUGGUUUCUCCAGCACAUUUUAAGAAAAGGGACCAAAAGUUAUUUUAGCUUCCUCACUAGAUUGCAUGUCAAGUUGCUUAUUAGGAUAAUAAAUUAAUAUUAAAUGAAAUAUAUGUCUCAUCUUUACUAUGGCAUCUGUUUAGGAGUUGUUCAAAUCACUGCAGUAGGGCUCUGCAAAUAAAAUCAUGUCACCUGUUAAUGGAUCUAAUGUACUGUAACUUUAUCAAUGAAAAGUAAAAAUCUCAAAUAACAAGUACAAACAUUGAACAAUGACCUAGAAAGAUUUGUAAAAGUAAAAUUUUUCCAAUAGAUUUCAUUCUUGUCAUUUUGUAAGAUGACCCUGCAGUCCACCUGUUUGUAACUUUUUUAAUAAAAUAGACAUCUGUAUUACCGA